Molecule: messenger RNA, 1696 nt
Organism: Lolium perenne
Lineage: Eukaryota; Viridiplantae; Streptophyta; Magnoliopsida; Poales; Poaceae
Product: cyclin-A3-1
Source: RefSeq, a predicted model, not a curated record
AUCAAGAAACAAAAAUCUCCAAACUUUUUCCCUCCUAAUCUCCCUCUCCCCCAAACCAGUUUCCAAAUCGCUGCGCGAAUCGAACCCGAGGCCCGCCGCUUCCCCCCCAAACCUUCGAAUCCAAAAACCAAUGGCGGCCACCUCUCCCUCCAUUUCCAUUUCCAAUCCCCCCAUUCGCUACAUAACCUCCUCCGCCCGCCCCUGCCAUCAUCCUCCUCCUCCGCCUUCACCGUCUCCGGCCCCUCCUCUCCUCUGUCGCCGCCGCCCGCCUCCCUCUGCCUUCCCCGCCGGAGCCGGAGGAGGAGCAGCCGCCCGCCCCGCCGUCACCCAUGGCCGACAAGGAGAACUCCGCCUCCGCCUCUUCCUCCACCGCCGCGCCCCGCCUCACCCGCGCCGCCGCCAAGCGCGCCGCCGCCGUCACCGCCGUCGCCGUAGCCGCCAAGCGCAAGCGCGUCGCGCUCAGCGAGAUCCCCACGCUCCCCAACGGCGCCGACGGCCACCACGCCAACCCCAAGAAACCCCGGAAGGCGCCCUCCCAGCCCAAGAAGGCCGCGCGGCUCCCCGCGCCCAAGCCGGCGCGCGAGGCGGCCGACGAGAACGGGGACCCGCAGCUCUGCGCGCCCUACGCGUCCGACAUCUACUCAUACCUCCGAUCCAUGGAGGUCCAGAAGAAGCGCCGGCCGGCGGCGGACUACAUCGAGAGGGUGCAGGUGGACAUCACGCCCAACAUGCGCGGCAUCCUCGUCGACUGGCUCGUCGAGGUCGCCGAGGAGUACAAGCUCGUAUCCGACACGCUCUACCUCACCGUCUCCUACAUCGACCGCUUCCUCUCGGCAAACUCCCUCAACAGGCAGAAGCUGCAGCUGCUUGGCGUCUCAGCCAUGCUCAUUGCCUCCAAGUACGAGGAGAUCAGCCCCCCGAAUGUGGAGGACUUCUGCUACAUCACCGACAACACCUACAUGAAGCAGGAGCUUAUUAAGAUGGAGAGUGAUAUCCUAAACAUUCUCAAGUUUGAGAUGGGCAAUCCUACCGCCAAGGCCUUCCUAAGGUUGUUCAUCAGAUCUGGCCAAGAAGACAACAAGUAUCCUGCCCUGUCCCUGGAGUUCAUGGGCAGCUAUCUUUCCGAGCUGAGCCUGCUGGAGUACGGAUGCGUCCGGUUCUUGCCAUCAGUUGUUGCAGCUUCAGCAGUGUUCGUCGCACGGCUGACCCUAGAUCCAGACUCCAACCCAUGGAGCAAGAAGUUGCAAGCGGUGACCGGGUACAGGCCAUUUGAGCUGAAGGACUGCAUUACUGCCAUCCAUGACUUGCAGCUCAGCAGGAAAGGACAAUCAUGGAAUGCUAUUCGGGACAAAUAUAAGCAGCACAGGUUCAAGGGUGUAUCUGCGUUGCUACCUCCUGUUUACAUCCCUGCAUCAUACUUCCAAGACCUCAAGUAGUUCCUCGGUGACACUGCAUGAAGAUCGAAACUCAACUGUGAUACAUGAUGACUCAAGUUCAGAAGUGGCUUUUGCCAGUCUGGUUAGGCUAGUCAUAGGUCCUUUAGAUGCUGGUAAUGUCAAACCUCAGCUAGGCACACUUAGAGUUGAUUUAUUAUACUAGCUCUGUAGGAGGCGUCGAGGCAGCUGGAGACCUGUAUCUGUGUAUCAUACUCAUACAUUACAAUCUGAAGCCUUUAUUUAUUGGUUCAUAAUUGCAA